Messenger RNA from Eubalaena glacialis (North Atlantic right whale), 3615 nucleotides. It is a transcript of the gene ZNF197, whose product is annotated as zinc finger protein 197. NCBI's taxonomy places the organism in Eukaryota, Metazoa, Chordata, Mammalia, Artiodactyla, Balaenidae. The record is from RefSeq and is a predicted model, not a curated record. The coding region runs from base 280 to 3369 and encodes 1029 amino acids. Gene Ontology annotation, biological process: regulation of transcription by RNA polymerase II. The transcript is spliced from 7 exons. Gene Ontology annotation, molecular function: DNA-binding transcription factor activity, RNA polymerase II-specific; RNA polymerase II cis-regulatory region sequence-specific DNA binding.
CAUUAUUCUGGGCCGCAGGUGCCGUGGCGACCAGUUCCCGUGUCAUCUCCUGGCGUCCCGGCGCCGAGGCGGCGGUCCCCAAGGCCGGAGCCGCUGCGGGAGCCCCCGCAAUGAAUGAGAGUUCCUGUUGCUCCACAUCUUCACCAGCAUUUGGUGUUGCCAGUGUUCUGGAUUUUGGCCAUUCUAAUAGGUCUUAUAGAUGAUGUUCUCCAAGCUCUAAGGAAGAAGGCAAGCAAGGAUUGAGGGGCUCUAGAGAGGAGCCUUUCUUAAAUAACAACAAUGACAAGAGAAAAUUGGGCCCACAGUGCUCUGAGACAAGAGGGCCUUGUUAAAGGGAAGGAUGAUACCUGGAAGUGGGGAACCAGCUUCCAAGGGAGCAGCUCCUCUGUUUGGGAGACCUCCCACCUGCACUUUAGACAGUUACGUUACCAUGAGACAUCUGGACCCCGGGAGGCACUGAGCCGGCUCCGGGAGCUCUGUCGCCGGUGGCUGAGGCCAGAAGCACGCACCAAGGCACAGAUCCUUGAGCUGCUGGUGUUGGAGCAGUUCCUGAGCAUCCUGCCCGGAGAGAUACGGACCUGGGUGCAGAUCCAUCGCCCCGGGAGUGGUGAGGAGGCAGUGGCCCUGGUAGAGGAGCUGCAGAAAGACCUCGAUGGACCAGCACUAAAAGUUCCAGUCCUUGUCCAGGAUCAGGACACUCUCCAGGAGGGUCUCAGCACUCCAGGAAUAGCACUUCCUCAUGCACCCACUGGCAGCCACAUAUCAGCUGAAAUUCGCUCAAAUCCUCUUACUGACCCAGUGGUGUUCAACUUGCUCCAAGAUCCUCAACAUGAUUCUCCUGCCCCUGAAGCUUCUGCCCUUUCCCAGGAAGAGAACCCAAGAAAUCAGUUAAUGGCUCUCAUGCUCCUGACAGCCCAGCCCCAGGAAUUGGUGAUGUUUGAGGAGGUAUCAGUAUGCUUCACUUCAGAGGAAUGGGCAUGUCUGGGCCCAAUUCAGAGGGCCUUGUACUGGGAUGUGAUGCUGGAGAAUUAUGGAAAUGUGACUUCCUUAGAGUGGGAGACCAUGACUGAGAAUGAGGAGGUGACAUCAAAGUCAAGCCUAUCUCAAAGAGCAGAUUCUCAGAAAGGAACAUCAAAAAGACUUCAAGGAAGUGUUCCCCAGGUUCUUGACUUUGAGGAAGAGUAUGAAUGGCAAGUUUUAGCAAGUCAGUGGGGAAAUGAAACAAGGGAAAGAGAUACACUGAAGAAAGUUUCCCUGUGUGAACGAGACAAGAAGAAAAGGACUCCACCAGAAAAACGAGGCCAAAAGUGGAAGGAAUUUGGAGAAAGCUUGACUUCAGAUUCAGCUUUUUCUGAAAGUUUAAUAGGCACUGAAGGAAAGAAGCUUUAUAAAUGUGAUAUAUGUUUUAAACAUUUCAAUAAAAUCUCUCAUCUUAUAAACCAUCGGAGGAUCCACACUGGGGAGAAACCUCAUAAAUGUAAGGAGUGUGGAAAAGGCUUUAUUCAGCGCUCAAGCCUUCUAAUGCAUUUACGGAACCAUUCUGGGGAGAAACCUUAUAAAUGUAAUGAAUGUGGGAAAGCCUUUUCUCAAAGUGCUUACCUUCUAAACCAUCAGAGAAUCCACACUGGGGAGAAACCUUAUAAAUGUAAGGAGUGUGGAAAGGGCUUCUAUAGGCACUCAGGCCUUAUUAUACAUCUAAGACGCCAUUCUGGGGAGAGACCUUAUAAAUGUAAUGAGUGUGGCAAAGUUUUCUCUCAAAAUGCUUACCUCAUUGAUCACCAGAGGCUCCACAAAGGAGAAGAACCUUAUAAAUGUAACAAGUGUCAGAAAGCUUUCAUUCUGAAGAAGAGCCUCAUUCUGCACCAGAGAAUCCACUCUGGGGAAAAACCCUAUAAAUGUGACGAAUGUGGAAAAACCUUUGCCCAGACCACUUACCUUGUUGACCAUCAGCGGCUCCACAGCACAGAGAACCCAUAUAAAUGUAAAGAAUGUGGAAAAGUUUUCAUUCGAAGCAAAAGCCUCCUCUUACACCAGAGAGUUCACACAGAAAAGAAGACCUUUGGUUGUAAAAAAUGUGGGAAGAUUUUCACUUCUAAGUCAAGCCUCAUUGACCAUAAGAGGAUGCAUAGCAGAGAGAAGCCUUAUAAAUGUACUGAAUGUGGGAAAGCCUUUACUCAGAGUGCUUACCUUUUUGACCAUCAGAGACUCCACAAUGGGGAGAAGCCCUACGAAUGUAAUGAAUGUGGGAAAGUUUUCAUUCUGAAAAAGAGCCUCAUUUUACAUCAAAGGUUCCACACAGGAGAGAAUCUCUAUGAAUGUAAAGACUGUGGCAAGGUCUUUGGUUCUAACAGAAACCUCAUUGACCACGAGAGACUCCACAAUGGGGAAAAGCCCUAUGAAUGUCGAGAGUGUGGAAAAACCUUCAUUAUGAGCAAGAGUUUCAUGGUCCAUCAGAAGCUCCAUACACAGGAGAAAGCCUACAAAUGUGAGGAUUGUGGGAAGGCUUUCAGUUACAAUUCAAGCCUGCUCGUACAUCGGAGAAUCCACACCGGGGAAAAGCCCUUUGAAUGCAGUGAGUGUGGUAGAGCUUUCAGCUCUAACAGAAACCUCAUUGAACAUAAGAGAAUCCACAGUGGUGAGAAACCCUAUGAGUGUAAUGAGUGUGGCAAAUGCUUCAUUCUGAAGAAAAGCCUCAUUGGCCAUCAGAGGAUUCACACAAGGGAAAAGUCUUAUAAAUGUAAUGACUGUGGGAAAGUCUUCAGUUACCGCUCAAACCUUAUAGCCCAUCAGAGAAUCCACACUGGUGAGAAGCCCUAUGCAUGUAAUGAGUGUGGGAAGGGCUUUACUUACAACAGAAAUCUUAUUGAACAUCAAAGAAUUCACAGUGGGGAAAAAACCUAUGAAUGUCAUAUAUGUAGGAAAGUCCUUACCUCUAGUAGAAAUCUUAUGGUACAUCAAAGAAUCCAUACUGGAGAGAAACCUUAUAAAUGUAAUGAGUGUGGAAAAGACUUCAGUCAGAAUAAAAACCUUGUUGUACAUCAGAGAAUGCACACUGGGGAAAAACCAUAUGAGUGUGAAAAGUGUAGAAAAUCUUUUACUUCUAAGAGGAAUUUAGUUGGCCACCAGAGAAUCCACACAGGGGAGAAACCAUAUGGGUGUAAUGAUUGUAGUAAAGUUUUUAGGCAAAGAAAAAACCUUACUGUACAUCAGAAAAUUCAUACAGAUGAAAAAAACUGUGAAUGUGAUGAGUCUGAAAAAGAAUUCUCUCAGACUUCAGACCUUCAUCUUCAACAAAAAAUCCAUUCUGUGGAGGAAUUCUCUUGGCUCCAAAAUGCCAAUGAGUCUAAGACAGAGAUUCAGAAAAUCUAGUAUCAUGUGUCAAAUGGAAUAGAAUCCCUGCCUACUUAAGUAACUGUUGGAUAAAUGGCAGCAUAUGGUUUUUAUAAGGAAAAAAAAUCAUGAUCACCCCUAGACAAGUAUGUUGCAUGAGGAAGAAAGUUAAUCUAGACUUUCAAGACUACAAAAACAUAAGCCAAAUUCUAGUUAAAUACUCUGUCCCAAACCAUUUGUUAUGAACCUAGAAAAGGACCUUGGAGCGAUCAGAGAUUCUGAAGA